AUGGGUGCUUUCUUACCCAAUCUUGAGGAACUCUACCUUGGGGGAAAUGAAUUCACUGGAACUAUACUAACAUCUAUCCCAAAUGCUUCUAGGCUCAGAAUGCUAGACCUUUAUACAAACCAUUUUACUGGUGCAAUUCCUCAUUCUCUUGGAAACUUGAGAUUACUGGAAACGUUUGCCAUAUCGGAAAAUGAUUUUUCCGAGGACUCGCUAUCCAAAGAGUUGAGCUUCAUCAUAUCCCUAUCAAACUGCAAACACUUAAGAAGGUUGUGGAUAGAUGCGAAUCCUCUGAAUGGCUUCCUCCCAAAAUCUAUUGGAAAUCUUUCUAGCUCACUCGAAUCCAUUUCUGCCAGUAAUUCUGGAAUCAUAAGUGAAAUUCCAAGUUCGAUUGGUAAUUUGAGCAACUUGAUAGAGCUGAGCUUUUCAAUCAAUAGUUUGACUGGAGUAAUUCCAACUACAAUCAAAUGGUUCUUGAAGCUUCAGAGGAUAGAUCUAAACCACAAUCAAAUACUAGGAGCUAUUCCAAGUGAGUUUUGUUAUUUGUUGAACUUAGGAGAAUUAAGACUUGGACAAAAUAUGCUCUCUGGUAUGGUGCCUUCUUGUUUAGGAAACGUUACAACACUCAGAUAUGUUGAUCUCAAUUCUAACAGUUUAAGUUCUAUGAUACCAACAAGCUUUUGGAGCCUCAUAUAUAUUUUGGAGCUAGACAUGUCAGGAAAUUAUUUGACAGGUUCUUUGCCUGCUGAAAUUGGAAACUUCAAGGCAAUAGUCAUUUUGAACCUUUCAAAUAAUCAAUACUUGGGUGGCAUACCUAGCACUAUUGGAGCACUACAGGAUUUGCAAGAACUCUCCUUGGAACGUAACAAGCUACAAGGAUUGAUACCAGAUUCCAUGAAGAAUAUGUUGCAGUUACGGCAUUUGGAUCUAUCUUUUAACAAUCUGGAAGGUGAAAUUCCCAACUCAUUACGGUACUAUCAGAUCUCCAAUACUUUAAUGUGUCUUACAACAGAUUGA
Coffea arabica (coffee) is the source of this 1014-nucleotide messenger RNA. The record is from RefSeq and is a predicted model, not a curated record. NCBI's taxonomy places the organism in Eukaryota, Viridiplantae, Streptophyta, Magnoliopsida, Gentianales, Rubiaceae.